UCUUCUUCCGGGUUUGCUCCUGCACUCCCCACACGUGAAUUAUGUCAGCAGCAGAAGAGCAGCGGAGUAACGUGAAUGUGAAUGGAAGUGAGGAGGAGGAGGAGGAGUUCUUCUCCUUCGUGGCUCUACACUCCGCGGCUCUGCGCUCCUCUGGAAUCCCAGAGAUCUACUGGAGGAGUCUGCGUCACAAAAUCACCCGCGAGAUUUACGAUGCUGGGGAAGUGUUUGGAAUCAUGCAGUUCCAGGAGGAAGAAGAUGAGGAAAGUGGAGACAAUGAGGAGAAGAAGAAGGACAAUCCCGGAGCUGUGAUCCGCUGUAAAGUGGUGGUGACCCGGGACAGUGGACUGCAGGUCUCUGAGCCGAACAGUGUCUUCUUGGUGGAUCAUGCCUGGACAUACCGCGUGGAUCACACUCGUCAGCAGCUGGAGCAGAUACCGGGCCUGCUGCCAAGGAUGGCGGCCCUCAUGGGGAUAGACUUCCACGGUGAGGUCCCUGAUCCAGACACGGUGGAGCUUGUGAUGGAGUGCAUGUGGAAGUACAACCAGACCUACUGCCUUUCUCAAGGGUCAGCAGAGGAGAAGGUUCCUGUUUGGUACAUCAUGGAUGAGUUUGGCUCCCAGGUGCAGCACUCUGACCAGCCCAGCUGUGGCAUGGCUCCUUUCUUCUACAUACAAAGCCAGCUCGCCUACACCGUAUUGUGGCCACUACACAACCUGCAGGAAGGAGAUGAAGUCACCCGUGAUUACACAUAUGGGGAGACAAACCCACUGGUGAGGCGAUGUCGCUUGUUACCAUGGAUAUCCACGGAUCUAGAAGGAGUCAGCAGCGCCACCACUGAACCUCCAGACUUGUACUAUGAGACCAUUUUACAGGAGAACAAGGAGCAGCUGCCAGUGGAAAUCCAACCCUACUCUGUGCCCACGGACAAAAUCCUCAAAGUUUACUCUGAAAUGUCACAAGUGACAAACAACCUGAGCCACCCAAGGUUCCAGCUGACUGAGGAUGAGGAGGAGGCAGAUAUUAUCUGGGCCUAUGAUCACAUCAAAGACUACAGGAAACUGAGUGAGGAGCGACCAUGGGUAAUGCUGAACCAGUUUCCCUGUGAGAACAUUGUCACAGUGAAGGACUGUCUGGCAGCUGUGGCCCGCAGAGUGAAAGGUGGCAGAGGACCUGACUGGCUACCCGAGACCUUCAACCUCCAAACAGAGCUGCCGCAGUUUGUCAAGAAUUAUCAGCUGAGACAACAGCGCGGCGAAGAUAACCACUGGAUCUGUAAGCCUUGGAACUUGGCCCGAGGACUGGACACCCAUAUCACUAACAACCUUGACUACAUCAUCAGACAAAGAGAGAGUACACCAAAGGUGGUGUGCAAGUACCUGGAAGAUCCAGUACUGUUCCACAGGGAGGAGGUGGGAUUGGUGAAGUUUGACAUUCGCUAUAUGCUGAUGUUGCGCUCUGUGCAGCCUCUGCGUCUUUAUGCAUACAAUGUCUUCUGGUUGCGUUUUGCCAACAGGCCUUUUUCCAUGAGCCAGUUUGAUGAUUAUCAGAAGCACUUCACCGUCAUGAACUAUGCAGACGGUGUGGAGCUGAAGCAGAUCCACUAUGAUGAGUUCAUCCCCAUGUUUGAGAAGCAGUAUCCACAAUAUCCAUGGAAGGAGGUAGAAGCAAAGUUGUUCAAAGCCUUCAAGGAGCUUUUCCAGGCAGCCUCAUCUCGACCUGCUCCAUAUGGGAUUUCUGCCUACCCAUCGUCGCGGGCCAUAUACGCCGUCGACUUCAUGCUGAAGUGGAGCACAGGGAAUAAUGGUGAGCGCGUCAUGCAACCUCAGAUCCUGGAGUUGAACUUCAGCCCAGACUGCGCGCGGGCCUGUCUGUACCACCCAGACUUCUACAACCACAUGUUCCAGACACUGUUCCUGGAUCAACCCGACGACUGUCCCGUCGCGCAGAUCGCAUAAUCCACACGGAGAACAGCACCGCGCUCGGUGUUUGGAAUCUUCAUGUGUUCCUCCUGAUUUUGGUUUGUGUGUUUGCUUGUGACAUUUUCAUAUUCUCGCAUCAAUGUUCCAAAAUGAUUUCAGGAGCUGAUAAAUCAUGAUGGUUCUUUAUAAACCUGGUUCUCAAAACUUCUACAAUUUUGUUAAUCCCCAUUGAUUCUAACAAAAACACUAAUGUACGGAUCUGAAGCAAUAAAACCAUUAUUUGUCCAUUUGGCUGUUA
Molecule: messenger RNA, 2217 nt
Organism: Solea senegalensis (Senegalese sole)
Lineage: Eukaryota; Metazoa; Chordata; Actinopteri; Pleuronectiformes; Soleidae
Gene: ttll12
Product: tubulin tyrosine ligase-like family, member 12
Exons: 14
Coding region: 42-1955 (637 amino acids)
Biological process (GO): protein modification process
Source: RefSeq, a predicted model, not a curated record